Vespula pensylvanica (western yellowjacket) is the source of this 987-nucleotide messenger RNA. RefSeq lists its product as uncharacterized. The transcript has 2 exons. NCBI's taxonomy places the organism in Eukaryota, Metazoa, Arthropoda, Insecta, Hymenoptera, Vespidae. Bases 130 to 825 code for a protein of 231 amino acids. The record is from RefSeq and is a predicted model, not a curated record.
AUUUAUAGACUAAUUGUGGGAGUUAUAAAAGACUGUUCCUCAAUGUUAUUCGAUAAGGCUAGAUAAAUAGAUAUGAAAAGUUGACGUUGUCGAUACUGUAACUCUAUUAAAUCUUUGUACUUCAACAUCAUGGAGCUGCAACAAAAUGAUCAAAAUGAAGAUACAACUGCCUUGGGGCUUCUUCAGUUUGAUUUAGAUCUGGACCGUAUUACUACUCUGUAUUAUACUCCUCCACAAAAAUACCGAGCUAAACGUAAAAUAAAAAUGGAUAGCAAGUCGCAAUCGCAAACUUCUUUGUUAAAAUGGAAUUAUAACGCUAAUACGGAAGAAAAAAUAGGCGUAAAAUAUAGGCCUAUAUAUCCAAAGCCUUAUCAAACAAAUUUUUUCAAUAAGCCGAAAAUAUUUGGUUUUCCUUCCGCAAUAAAUGAAUUCCCUGCGUUAAAUUCUACAAGUCAUAUCAUUUUACCAUCUAAGGAAAAAGUACAAGAUUGUACGAUAUUGAACAAGCCUAAUAAAAGGACACGUAAUUAUUCAAAAUCCAUAACAGAGAAUUCUAACUGUUUGAAAUUAUUAAUAAAAGAAAAUGGUAAUGAAAAAAAUUAUAAUAAAAACAAUACUAUUUUACGGCAAGACUUUAGUUUCAUUAAAAUGGAAGAUGAAGAUAAAAGUAGCAUCGAGUUAUUUUUUGAAAGUAUGGCGCAAACUGUUCUUAGUUUACCCAUGCAUGUCCAAGCUGAAAUUAAAAUGGAAAUUUGUAAACUUGUUACAAAGGCAGAAAUCGAAUAUUCUUUGGCUCAAUCAAAAAACAACUGUAAAAUAGAUUGAUACAAAUAGGGUAAAAAGAAUUUUUUUACCUUACUUAUUAAAACUUUAGGUACUAUUUUAAAUAGCCUAAAUGUUAUUUGAAAUGUUAAGCCAAUAUCUAUAUAAAUAAUGUCUAGAGUGAAAUGUAAUGUACAUAAAAUAUAAUAAGAAUAUUAUUCUAAA